Molecule: messenger RNA, 1552 nt
Organism: Lolium perenne
Lineage: Eukaryota; Viridiplantae; Streptophyta; Magnoliopsida; Poales; Poaceae
Source: RefSeq, a predicted model, not a curated record
UAACACCUCCACCACAUGCAUUUGUUUUCAUACUGCCAUGCCCAUCAAUGCACGGGGUCUAUGACUAUAAAAAACACGGACAUGGCCUAGCUCAUUCAUUGCAUGACUGUAGGGAGGGGGAAAGGACACAAAUCAGUAGUUUAGCAGGAGGGUUUCAACGAACAAAAGCUGAGUUUUAAUGGCAGUUCAGUGGCAAUUAGCAUUCUGGAGUUUCGUUGCAACGGUGCCAGCCUCGAGAUCAACUCUACGCCCCCUACCUGAGUCAUCGACUGCAAGGGUUCUGUUUGAGGAAGAUGAACGGGAGCAGGUAAUAUCAAAUCAGAAGACUAACAAAGUAGAUCCGGAGUUUCUUCGAGCUAUCAAAGAUUCAUCUGAACUAGCAUCAUCAAGCUUGCAUCAACUAUUGUGCAGUCAAAGACAGAGGCAGAUGCAAAGUUCAAUUAUUCCAUGGAUGCCAUGAGUGAUAAAUUGGAGGACCUGGUUAGAACAAUGAAAUCUGAACAGAAAAACAAAUCCAAAAAGUCCACGGACGGUGACAGGUCUAUCCCCUUCAACUGGAUGCUUGGCGAUGGGACUGCACCAAAGAGAGGAAGGAGAACGACCAGCGACCAAAACAGGUUCCAACGCCCCAGGGACCAUAUGAAGGGCACAGCCGCAUGGUUCGUACACAAUGCAACGAAGGCAGACCUGCGAGAGGUGUGGAUCGAGUUCAGAGACCCUCCCAUGGUAUCAGUGGAUGGCAUAUACAUCAAGCGAAUGCUACAACUGAGGGAGGAAAUGUCCGAAGAAAUGGGCAAUGGUGUGGUUAGAGUGCCGAGGAACGGCGAAGCAGACAAGAGAGCGGAAACUGAUGGAAACGUCCACUACGUGAUGCAUACGUGGGCGGUUCGUCCUCUGCUCCUCCAUACAAUCUAUUUCUUCAACCCAGAUUGGGCGGUUUGUCCAGAAACAAAAACGGUUGCACCAAUCAUCUACAUUUCGAAUACGUGGGCGGUUUGUCCAGAAACAAUCUAUCUAGCCAAGUUGACCUUCAUGUACAAGGGAACCAUAGCAGCCUACUCAAUCACCAAGAAAACCGCUCGAAAGGGAAGAAGGUGUUGACAAAGAAGAGAAAGGCAGAAGGCGUCACCAUAGAGGACGACAAGCGUGCAGGUUAUGUCAGUGACGAGGGGAGCGACGGAGAAACGAACAACCAAGGGAGGCGCAACGCCCUGCCGCCGCAGGCGUUUGCAUAUUUGGCCUGGCCGUCCAUAUGAUACCCUCCAUUUGACACUUAUCCGUGUUUAUCAAUCAGAUGUGUUUUUAACAUGGACGGCAGGGUAAACUGUAUCACUGGGCCCGUGGAUUGUAUUAGCUAUGGCGUGUGUCUGUUUGAUGUGGACUAAUACCAGCUGCACUGAGACAAUCAUGAUCAGUUGCAAGCCAUGUUUACAUAUUGUUUAUUCGCGUAAAUAAGAUAUCACAACGGUGGGGUACAAAAGACUUCUAGGGGGCAUCUAACGCCUAAAAAGACAAGAACAUUUUAUCUGAGUGAUUGCAACGUUAAAUCGGU